Messenger RNA from Chiloscyllium plagiosum (whitespotted bambooshark), 4422 nucleotides. RefSeq names its product adiponectin receptor protein 2-like. Gene Ontology annotation, molecular function: signaling receptor activity. NCBI's taxonomy places the organism in Eukaryota, Metazoa, Chordata, Chondrichthyes, Orectolobiformes, Hemiscylliidae. Gene Ontology annotation, biological process: adiponectin-activated signaling pathway. The record is from RefSeq and is a predicted model, not a curated record. Gene Ontology annotation, cellular component: plasma membrane.
CUUUCUGUACACCAUUUAUUACACAAAAUCCUUGCACUAUUUUUCACACUACGCCGCUCUUGCACAACCAACUUUUUUUAAAGCAUUAGGCAGUUUUCAGAAGCAGCACUAUUUGCAUUUUCUUUUUUCACAUUAAGCGAACAAAGAAUCUUUUUCCAUUCUCGUGUUUCUGUUCCCCAACGCCGAAGGAGCCAACCAUUGCGAUGUUUACCAAACGUUGGGCACUUCAGCUCCCAGAAGCCCCAGUCCGUUUCCGGUCCUGCGGCGGAUGUGACGUCUGGUUUAUCGCCCAUGGCCCCUUCCUAUUGGCCGAGAGCUGCUCAGGAGAUGUCUGACGCUGCGGAGCAACCGGGAGCGACGAGCGAUGGAGCUGUGAGUGGCAGCGGCGCCUCGUACUUGAAAGGAAGCGCAGUGUGAAGAGAAGUAACGGCCUCUCCAUCGGACAGGACCUCAGCAAGACACCCUCUGAGGACAAGCAGUCACUUGCACUGAAAAGCAACUUGUUGUGGGCCUGGUGUCAAGGAAUGCUUAAGACUGAAACAUUACAUCAUAUUACACUAGUGUGUGUGUUCUCACCCCCCGAACAAAAAAAAACAGGUGGAGGGGUAAGAAGGAAGGAUUUGGCUGGAGAAGUUUUGGAGAGCAGCAGCUCAGCAAAAAGUACAGGUUUUUGAAAUUAACAGCAUUCUGAACCAAACAAAAACACCAGUUAUUUUUAAAGAGCAACUUUAUAUUGUUAACAAACUGGAAGGCCUACGGUUAGAAGAGAGUCUAAGCUCAGGCUUAAGGCAUCGGAGAGGAGGAAUAAGAGACCUGAUGUCAGCGCAAGAAAAACUAUGUGACACUCCAAGUUCAGAGUUGAAAGAAGUGAAUCCAAAUGUAAUCCAUGAACCUGACUUACUGAAUGGUAACAUGGAAUCUGAAGAAAGGGAAAUGGUUGAAGAAGAAGGGUUCAUGGGCAUUGCACCACUUUUACCGGCAUAUCAUGCUAUGGAAAAGAUGGAAGAGUUUGUUCACAAGGUAUGGGAGGGGCGAUGGCGUGUCAUCCCCCAUGACGUGCUUCCUGAUUGGUUGAAGGAUAAUGACUACCUCCUGCAUGGCCACAGGCCACCAAUGCCAUCUUUUCGUGCCUGUUUAAGAAGCAUCUUUAGGAUCCACACAGAAACCUUAAACAUUUGGACGCAUCUCAUAGGUUGUCUUUUCUUCCUGGGUCUUGGAAUUUUCUACAUGUUUAGGCCGAACAUAUCCUUUGUAGCUCCUGUGCAGGAGAAAGUAGUAUUUGGGGCGUUCUUCCUGGGGGCCAUACUCUGCCUGUGUUUCUCUUGGUUGUUUCAUACGUUCUACUGCCAUUCAGAAAAUGUUUCACGUGUAUUUUCCAAAUUGGACUACUCUGGUAUAGCACUUCUAAUAAUGGGCAGUUUUGUACCAUGGUUGUAUUACUCCUUCUACUGCAAUCCCCAACCAUGUUUCAUUUACUUGCUUGUUGUCUGUGUACUCGGCAUCACAGCAAUUAUAGUGUCCCAGUGGGACUAUUUUGCAACACCACAGUACAGAGGUGUACGUGCUGGAGUAUUUGUGGGAUUAGGUUUGAGUGGAGUUGUACCUACUCUGCACUUUAUGAUAUCUGAAGGAUUUUUCAGGGCUGCUACAAUUGGACAAAUUGGCUGGCUAUUCCUAAUGGCAGCAUUGUAUAUCACAGGUGCUGCCUUGUAUGCUGCCAGGAUUCCAGAGCGUUUCUUCCCUGGGAAGUGUGACAUUUGGUUCCAUUCCCAUCAGUUGUUCCAUGUUCUGGUUGUAGCUGGCGCAUUUGUCCAUUUUCAUGGUGUCUCGAACCUUCAGGAAUUUCGACAUGGUGUUGGUGGUGGAUGUGCUGAAAAUGGCUUGCUAUGAGACUGAUCUUUAAUUAGAUGUGCAGAGAAACUAUAAUCAAUGGAACUGGUGAUAGAAAUACUGAAGACUGUUCUGAUAAUUCUUACACAGUUGUAAUUUGGGUCCGUCAGUCCAAUAUUGCGUGUUUCACAACUAGUGAUCAGUUUUCUCAUCUGUUUUGGAUGAUGCUAUCUACACCUGGAAACGAAUGGUAAUCAGAUGACCUGGGAACCAACUGGAAGAGUGCAUAACUAGUUUGGGCUUCAUUGGAAAUACAGGACUACAACUGCAUCAGAAUGGUGUUUUCCACAACCACCAUGGGUAGCCAAAGGAAGUAACCCUUGUAGUAGAGAUGGACAAAGCCACUAUGCUUGAAGUCAGCAAAUGAAGGGUUAUCCAUGCAAUUGUCUAACUAGUUGUAAAAUCCCAAUUAAAAUAUGUAAAUUAUAAAUUAUAAUCUAGUAUGUAAUUUACAUAAGUGCUGAAUCUGAAGCAAAGUUCUGCUUUUAUUGAAUACCAUAUUUAUUUCUAUGAAAAAAUAUAAAAUGGAAGAAAAUUUUGAAGGAAUUAGUACUUCUGGCAGGGUCUGCUGCUUAUAACAAUAAGGUCCUUGUAAAUAAGAUUUCUAACUUUCAGUUAAUUAGAAAAUUUAUAUUAUGAAAAGACUUUUGUACAGAGAGCAUUUGCAAGAGUACCACACACUGUUAACUUACAUUGCACAAAUAUUAGUAGACAUCACUUCAGGUAGUAGAAAGAUGCUAGUAUACGAAGCAAUGCAAAAAGCCUUCCUUGCGAUGGCUUUCCCACUAAGUGUGCUGUGAGGCCUGGUAAUUUUAUUUUUUAUUAUGCCGUAUGCUAUGCUAAUAGACAGCAAUGAUCGGUGAAAUCAACUUGAAGCAGGAGUGCAGAUUUCUACUGAUUGUGCACCCAGUUCAGCUUGUAAGGAAUUACAUGCCUUUAUAUGUAUGCAUAUGUUGUAUAGACAUAUUCAUUCAUAUACAAAAAUUUAAUUUUGAUUGUUGUGAUGUCCUUUGCAUGGGUUGGGGGUAGGACUUGUCACUACAUUUUGUUGGUUGGUUUGUUAGUCGUUGACGUAAAGUGAUUCAACUGGAUCAAUGCAGUUUGCUUUCGGUUCAGUUAAAAUUCAAAAUCAUCAGCUUUAAAACAUUUUUAGCUUAUUUUGUCCCCGUGGAUAUUCCAGCAAAUCUAAAUUACUGAAAUAAGCAGGUCUUUUAUGGUUUCCAUUAUUAUUGUAGGUGCAAAAUUGAUUCCUUCCUCAUUUCUGACUAUAGUAGUAGUAAAGAAACUGAACAUCGCAGUUUCUAUUUGAGAUUCAUGUUUUGAAAUAAUAAAUCUACCCACUAUAAAUCAUUUAACUUAUUUAUUGCACUCCUAUUGCAUUCAAACAUGAUAGCUUCUGUUAUCUACACAGCUGUAAUGACAGCUACUGUUUUAUGGUUGGAUAUUUUCAGUAGAAAUAAUGAAAUUUUUAAUUCUGACAAAGGAUAGUCAAAUUACUCAAUAUUGAUUAGUGCUUGCUUUGGCACUGGGCUACCAUGGAUAUUUUUUUCAUUCUCCCACACUCUUCCCCUUUUCCUGAAUUGUUAAAGUUGAUUUCGUGUUUAGAUUGGUUCAAGUUGGACAGUUGAUUCAAGUGCUUAGCAUACAGGAAGAAAGAUGCACCUUGAUUCAGUCGGCUGAGCGUGACUAUUGGCUGCAGUUAUGAAGAAGCCUGAAAUGCUAAUGUGAAAGUAAUGCAUUAUUGGCAAGGAGAGAAAAAGUGCAGUAAAGAACUGAAGUCUCCGCUCAUGAGCUCCAGCAAUCGAAAGUAUUUUCAGCUCUGAGCCAAGGUGUGCUUGACUCACCAGGUGUUGGGUUCAUGAACCUAAAAUAAGAAGCUAUAGUGCUCUUUAAAGGAAAUUUAUUUUGGUUAUUCUUACCUUUAAUAUUGCUUGAUCUUAUUGUUUCCUUCUCCAUUCUAUUUGUCAAAAGACCAGUAUGUCAUUCUGUUAGGCAGCUAGAAUGAGUGCUGAUAAUAGUAUCAAACGAAGAAAGUGCUCCUAGAGGGUGCAAAGUUUGUACCGGUUUCUUUGACAAGAGCAGAUAUGACAUUAAAUUAAACAUUAAAUGUAAUGGGUCAAUUUUUUAUGUUUUACAUCAUAUGUUUGUAGUUGGAUCAAAAAAUAAUUUGCAGGAUAAGUAAAAAUGUUCAUGAUAUGUUCAAGCGUCAAGAGCCUACAUACCAAAAUGAGAAACUGACUAAAAGCAAAAUUUUAUUUGUUUAUUGAGUAUUAAAUGCACAAUAAUUGCUGCUUAGCUCAAAUAAGAUUUCCUAAGAGUUUGUCCAAUGCCUUAUUUGAAUCAAUUAUUUUGCUUGCUGUGGGAAUGUUUUAUAGUCAAGAACAUUUCAUUUUCAAAUACAAUGAGGCCUUGUUUAUUUUAUUUUCCAAUGCUUUACUUCGUGUCUCUAGAUUAUAUAUUGGCUGAGGGUGCAUAAUUGUAUUUUUACUUGAUGUAACAUUCAAUUCAUCUAAUAAAAAAAUUAUAAUUUUU